Harpia harpyja (harpy eagle) is the source of this 381-nucleotide messenger RNA. RefSeq names its product histone H2B 7. Gene Ontology annotation, cellular component: nucleosome. NCBI's taxonomy places the organism in Eukaryota, Metazoa, Chordata, Aves, Accipitriformes, Accipitridae. Gene Ontology annotation, molecular function: DNA binding; structural constituent of chromatin; protein heterodimerization activity. The coding region runs from base 1 to 381 and encodes 126 amino acids. The transcript has a single exon. The record is from RefSeq and is a predicted model, not a curated record.
AUGCCUGAGCCGGCGAAAUCCGCUCCAGCACCAAAGAAAGGCUCCAAGAAAGCCGUCACCAAGACCCAGAAGAAGGGCGACAAGAAGCGAAAGAGAACAAGAAAGGAGAGCUACUCGAUCUAUGUGUACAAGGUGCUGAAGCAGGUGCACCCCGACACGGGCAUCUCCUCCAAAGCCAUGAGCAUCAUGAACUCCUUCGUCAACGACAUCUUCGAGCGCAUCGCCGGCGAGGCCUCGCGCCUGGCGCACUACAACAAGCGCUCCACCAUCACCUCGCGGGAGAUCCAGACGGCCGUGCGGCUCCUGCUGCCCGGCGAGCUGGCCAAGCACGCCGUCUCCGAGGGCACCAAGGCUGUCACCAAGUACACCAGCUCCAAGUAA